Messenger RNA from Diabrotica virgifera virgifera (western corn rootworm), 1328 nucleotides. Its product is annotated as WD repeat domain phosphoinositide-interacting protein 3. The transcript has 5 exons. Gene Ontology annotation, cellular component: cytosol; extrinsic component of membrane; phagophore assembly site membrane. Gene Ontology annotation, molecular function: phosphatidylinositol-3-phosphate binding; phosphatidylinositol-3,5-bisphosphate binding; protein binding. The record is from RefSeq and is a predicted model, not a curated record. The coding region runs from base 145 to 1182 and encodes 345 amino acids. NCBI's taxonomy places the organism in Eukaryota, Metazoa, Arthropoda, Insecta, Coleoptera, Chrysomelidae. Gene Ontology annotation, biological process: nucleophagy; protein localization to phagophore assembly site; autophagy of mitochondrion.
AUAGAUGUCACAACUUUCUAGGUUAUACAUCAUUGUUAUGAAUUUCUGUUCUGUCAAUGUCUAUCUUUAGUCCAUUUAAUUUGGUAGAAAAUGAUAUUUUAUGUAUGAACCUUUUUAACAAUUUAAAUUACACAUCUAAACGAAAUGAAUCUAAGUCAAACUAGCUCGUGUAGUAAUGGGUUAAAUUAUGUAGGUUUCAAUCAAGAUCACGGUUGUUUUGCUUGUGCUACAACAACUGGCUUUCGUAUAUACAACUGUGAUCCGCUAAAAGAGAAAGAACGCCAAGAUUUCGAUAAUGGCGGAGGUCUCAGUUUUGUCGAGAUGUUGUUUAGAUGUAAUUAUCUUGCUUUGGUCGGGGGUGGUCCAAGACCGCUAUAUCCCACAAACAGGGUGAUAGUAUGGGACGAUUUAAAGAAGACGUCGCCCAUUUCCUUGGAAUUUAACGCUCCAGUGCUGGCUGUUAGAUUAAGAAGAGAUAGAAUAGUUGUAGUUUUAGAAGGAGUAAUCAAAGUAUAUACAUUUACACAAAGUCCCCAGCAACUGCACGUAUUCGAAACAAGCUCAAAUCUCAAAGGUUUGUGUGUUUUAUGCCCAAAUAGCAACAACUCAAUAUUGGCAUUUCCUGGUAGAAAAACAGGGUAUGUUCAGCUUGUAGAUUUAGCAAAAACUGAAAAAUCCCCCUUAGACAUUGUCGCCCACGAAGCGAAUCUUAGUUGCAUAGCACUGAAUCAGCAAGGAACACUAUUAGCUACUGCAAGCGAAAAGGGGACGCUUAUAAGAGUUUUUAAUACACAAACUGGACACAAGGUGACAGAACUGCGAAGGGGAAGUAAUCAGGCAACUAUAUACUGUAUCAACUUUAAUAAAAGCUCAACUUCCCUUUGUGUAUCGUCAGAUCACGGAACAGUCCACGUUUUCGCACUAGCUGAUCCGAAGCUGAAUAAACAAUCUUCUCUAGCAAAUGCCAUGUUUUUACCUAAAUACUUCUCUUCUACAUGGUCCUUCUGCAAAUUUUCAGUUCCAAAUGGGCCGCCUAGCAUAUGUGCUUUUGGACCUGAUGAUAAUUCAGUCGUUGUUAUAUGUGGUGAUGGCUGCUAUUAUAAGUUUGUGUUCAACCUGAAAGGAGAGUACGUUCGAGAAACAUGUGCCCAAUUCUUAGACAUGACUGAUGAUAGCUUGUAGUGUCUCUAAUAUUAUAUUAAGUACAGAUUUAUUUUUUUAAUAUACAGUGAAUUUAAUAGUACUGUUGUAUAUGUUAAGAAAUAUGAACAAAUGGAGAACUUCCUGUUAUAAUGAUGCACAUAUUCUAUAUACAUGCGUAAUUUUUA